AAUCUCGUCUGUCAUGUCCGCCGAGUCUUCACCCGAGCAACCUCCCCUCUUCUUCCCUGAGAUUAAUCCUCCUCUUUUGAAGUAUACCGACUCGGAUCGUGCUCAAGCUUUUCGAAGUCAACCACUGGAAGGCAUUCCAGAGUAUCUCGUCCCCGAACCAUCCGAAAAGCGAACUUUCCUUCCACCACUCAUGCACUACGGCUGGAUUCUUGACAAAGACCGCGCUCUCCGCUUCGUCCAAAGUCACGGAUUCGAUCCCAUCGUCAGCGAUGAGCGUGGAAUCACUCCAAACUACUAUGCGGCGUGUAUAGAGGCUCUCACCAUAUUACUCGACGAAAAGACGGGCGUGAUACCGGACGAUCCGCGUAUCAAGAUCGUCUUCCUCUGUGAUGGACAGUACUUCCUAAAUCCUGUCAAACAGGGGAAAAUCAACUUCCACCUCGCGUUGAGCGUGGGAACGAAUUACGAGGGGGCCAUCCCGACGAAAGAUAUAGAAAAACUCGGGGAGGUCAUUGCGCCGGGGGUCGAGCCUAUGUGGUUCUUGGAUAUGGAGAAGUGGACUUGGUCGAGAAGAGCUGUGAAGUCGAGCAAACCCAGUAGCAAGAAACGCAAGCUCCCCCGGUCGCGGUCAGACACGGCACCCAACACGACGGACAACGCCGCAGCAGGCAAGACCAAGCCCAAAACCAAGAAGAGGAAACCACGUUUGGCCCCGACUAGUAACGAUGUAGCUGUACAAGCUUGCUCAUAGUCACCCUCUUACCACCGUCCCAUCCUCAUUCGUCGUCGUGCUUUCGUCAUCGCUCUGUUCUUCAUCUCUGUAUACCCUCAAUGCCUUCUAAUCC
Molecule: messenger RNA, 845 nt
Organism: Stereum hirsutum FP-91666 SS1
Lineage: Eukaryota; Fungi; Basidiomycota; Agaricomycetes; Russulales; Stereaceae
Exons: 3
Coding region: 14-751 (245 amino acids)
Source: RefSeq, a predicted model, not a curated record